This is a messenger RNA of Trichechus manatus latirostris (Florida manatee), 4014 nucleotides long. RefSeq names its product component of oligomeric golgi complex 5 (gene COG5). Gene Ontology annotation, cellular component: COG complex. The transcript has 22 exons. Gene Ontology annotation, biological process: intra-Golgi vesicle-mediated transport. Lineage: Eukaryota; Metazoa; Chordata; Mammalia; Sirenia; Trichechidae. Bases 157 to 2646 code for a protein of 829 amino acids. The record is from RefSeq and is a predicted model, not a curated record.
CUCCUGGACCCACGCGGGUUCCAGCUAGGCUCUGUCCAACCACGGUCGCCGAGUUGAGUCGCCAGGCCUGCCAGGGGCGGAGCGGACGGCGCCAGGAUUUUGCGUCACCAUCUGGGCCGGGUCCCUGCUGACGCCAUCAACCCCGCACCUGCCAACAUGGAAGGUGGCGACGGCGGCGUCGCCGUUGCUGGCCUUGGGGCUCUGGGCUCUGGAGCGGCUGCAGCGACAGUCCGGGAGAUUCUGCAGGACGAGUGUUACAGUGACUUUUUAAAUGAAGACUUUGACGUUAAGGCUUAUACUUCCCAAUCUAUUCAUCAAGCUGUAAUUGCUGAACAACUGGCAAAACUUGCCCAAGGAAUCAGUCAGUUGGAUAAAGAACUACACCUACAGGUUGUUGCAAGACAUGAAGAUUUACUGGCACAAGCAACUGGGAUUGAGUCUUUGGAAGGUGUUCUUCAGAUGAUGCAGACAAGAAUUGGGGCCUUACAGGGAGCUGUUGAUAGGAUGAAAGCAAAAAUUGUUGAGCCAUACAACAAAAUAGUAGCCCGUACUGCACAACUAGCAAGACUUCAGGUUGCCUGUGAUUUGCUUCGAAGGAUAAUACGCAUUUUGUAUCUCAGUAAGAGACUCCAAGGACAACUGCAAGGGGGAAGCAGAGAGAUAACAAAAGCUGCUCAGAGUCUCAGUGAACUUGAUUAUCUUUCUCAAGGAAUAGAUCUUUCUGGAAUAGAAGUAAUAGAAAAUGAUCUACUUUUUAUUGGAAGAGCUCGACUUGAGGUGGAAAAUCAAGCUAAGCGCCUACUGGAGCAGGGUGUGGAGACUCAGAAUCCAACUCAAGUCGGAACAGCUCUUCAGGUUUUCCAUAAUCUUGGGACUUUGAAGGAUACUAUUACCAGUGUCCUGGAAGGGUAUUGUGCUACCAUAGAAGAAAAUAUUAACAGUGCAUUAGACAUCAAAGUUUUGACUCAGCCUUCCCAGUCAGCUGUGAGAGGGGGUCCUGGACGAUCUACCAUGCCAACCCCAGGAAAUACUGCAGCUUUUCGUGCUUCCCUCUGGACCAAUAUGGAGAAACUUAUGGAUCAUAUCUGUACUGUUUGUGGACAGGUACAACAUCUGCAAAGAGUACUAGCCAAGAAGAGAGAUCCUGUUUCUCACAUUUGCUUCAUUGAAGAAAUAGUUAAGGAUGGACAAUCUGAAAUCUUAUACAUGUUUUGGAAUUCAGUUACUCAAGCACUUUCUUCUCAAUUUAACAUGGCAACAAAUUCUUCUAUGUUUCUGAAACAAGCAUUUGAAGGAGAAUACCCUAAAUUAUUGCGUCUUUAUAAUGACUUAUGGAAGCGUCUUCAACAAUACAGUAAAAAUACUCAAGGGAAUUUUAAUGCAAGUGGAAGUACAGACCUCUAUGUUGACCUACAGCACUUGGAAGAUGAUACACAAGACAUAUUCAUACCAAAAAAGCCAGAUUAUGAUCCAGAAAAGGCUUUGAAAGACUCACUGCAACCCUACGAAGCUGCUUAUCUAUCAAAAUCCUUAUCGCGACUCUUUGAUCCUAUCAACUUGGUUUUUCCACCUAAUGGUCAUAAUCCUCCUUCCUCUGAUGAGCUUGACAGUAUCAUUAAAACUAUAGCAAGUGAACUAAAUAUAGCUGCUGUUGAUGUAAACCUCACCUUAGCUGUGUCAAAAAACGUGGCAAAGACUGUCCAGUUAUACGGUGUAAAAUCUGAGCAGCUUUUCUCCACACAAGGAGAUGCAAGUCAGGUGAUUGGACCUCUUACCGAAGGGCAGAGAAGAAAUGUGGCAGUAGUGAAUUCACUGUAUAAGUUACACCAGUCAGUAACAAAGGUGGUUUCCAGUCAGAACUCAUUCCCACCAGCAGCUGAGCAAACUAUAAUUUCAGCCCUAAAGACAAUCCAUGCUCUUAUGGGAAAUGCUCUGCAGCCGUUACUGACUUCAGUGGGAGAUGCAAUAGAGGCCAUAAUCAUCACCAUGCAUCUAGAAGAUUUCUCUGGGUCGUCCUACAGCUCGGGAACACUUGAUGUGCCUUGUUCUUUGUACAUGAAGGAGCUGCAAGGUUUCAUUGCCAGAGUUAUGAGUGACUACUUUAAACACUUUGAAUGCUCGGAUUUUGUCUUUGACAACACUGAAGCUACUGCCCAUAGAGCAAUUGAACUUUUUGUCCGCCAUGCCAGUCUCAUAAGGCCUCUUGGUGAAAGUGGGAAAAUGCGACUUGCUGCUGAUUUUGCACAGAUGGAGUUGGCUGUGGGUCCAUUCUGCAGACGAAUAUCUGAUUUAGGAAAAUCCUAUCGAAUGCUGAGGUCAUUCAGACCAUUGCUCUUUCAGACGAAUGAAUGUGUGGCCUCUAGUCCUGUAUUGGGCGACAUUAUUCCGUUCAGCGUCAUUAUUCAGUUUUUGUUCACGAGAGCACCAGCUGAGCUGAAAUCCCCUUUCCAGAGGGCAGAGUGGUCCCACGCACGCUUCUCUCAGUGGCUGGAUGACCAUCCAUCUGAAAAGGACAGGCUCUUCCUCAUCAGGGGAGCCCUGGAAGCUUAUGUUCAAUCAGUAAGAAGCAGAGAAGGCAAAGAAUUUGCACCAGUUUAUCCCAUAAUGGUUCAUCUCCUUCAAAAAGCCAUGUCUACCCUUCAGUGACAAUCUAAAGUACGUGUUCAUCUCCAUUUUGCACCAACCCAGUCAAGGUUGACAGUUAAACUAAGAAACAUACAUUAUACUCUAACAGCAACUAGCCACUACUGUAAGAAUGUAGUUGAUUUUUCUCUAUUUCCUAUUGAUCUUUUUGUUUACCUCUUCAGCACUCCUACCUUGAGUAGCAUAAAAUGUCAAAAUAGAUUUAUCACAACUUUCAAACUCCAUGGACCUGAUUUUUCCAAAAGACAUCCAGCUCUAUUCUCCCCUAGCUGAUUUUUCUACAAGGCUGGAUACAAUUUCUUUCCCAUCACGUAACUGUGUCCUCCUAUGGGUACACACACACACACAAAAUCCCCACUGCUUUUAAGUGGAUAUGAUCAAGUUAUAUAAUAAGAUACACUGCUUCCCCAAACCUACCUGUUGGCUGAGUAAGUAGCUCAGUGGUUCCCAAAUUUGGUUGCACAUUACAAUGACUGGGGGAGCUUGAAAAUUCCUGAUGCACAUGUUGCAGCCCAUACUAGUAAAAUUAUAAUGUCUGAGGGAGGGAGACAGGCAUCCCCAAGUGAUUCCAAUAUGCAGCUGAGUUUGGGAACCACUGGUGUCCUUGUUUAAAUGUCAUACUGUGUCUUUAAAUAAAGCAAGGCUUUCUUUACGCUUAGUGCAUCAUUUUAUUAAAAGCCACUUUUGGGAUCAUGUUAUGGAUUGUGUCUCCCCAAAGUAUGUGCUGUAAAUCCUAACCUAUAGGGGCACUAUGAGUCGAAUCAACUCUGCGGUAAUGCCUAUGGUUAUAAUCCCAUUUGGGAAUGGGUUAUCUUUCUUACUUUAAUGAGACAGGAUUAGUGUAGGGUGUGUUUUUAGUCAGUCGUCUCUUUCGAGAUGUAAAAGAGCUUAACAAGCCAAGCAAAACAAUCAGAGAUGGGGGAAGAGAGAUCCCAAGCCACAUGAAGACUGCCCAGAACAGAAGCUCAGAAGAGACAAGGACCCGCCUCCAGAGCCAACAGAGAGAAAGGCUUCCCCUAGAGCUGGCACCCUGAAUUUGGACUUCUAGCCUCCCUAAAUUAUGAGAAAAUAAAUUUGUUAAAGCCACCCACUUGUGCUACUUCUGUUAUAGCACUAAAUAAGGUUGUUUAACCUUGUAAUAAAUAUGUCAAAUUAAAAAUAGAAUAUUUUUUAUUCUACAAUAUAAAUAGUAGAUAAACUGGGUCCCUAUUUUUGUACUGCCCUUGCCCUGUUAUUAACAUUUUUAUUAUUUUCAAUUAAAAUUUUAAGUCCCCUUACCUACCUCCUAAUUAUAAAACCGAAACAGAAGUCUUCUGAGUGUUUGUUAGGAAUGUACCUUAUUAUUUCUCAUCCCCUGAACCUGGUUAUUUU